AUGAGCCGUGCUGUCACUUUAGAAACCCUAUCACUUGUGCCGCUCGUCUUGUCCGUCGAAGGAUUUCUUUCGGAUGAUGAGUGCACCUACAUUCAGGAAACUGCCGAGCCUCACAUGGAGUAUUCCGAGGUCACACUCAUGGACAAAGACCAAGGUCGACCGGCAUCAGAUUUUCGGACUUCCCAAAGUGCUUUCAUUCGAGCCCACGAUGACGCAAUACUUACGGAUAUUGAUUACCGGACUGCGAGUCUCGUUCGUAUACCACGUAGACACCAGGAAGAUGUACAGGUCCUGCGCUACGAUGUAACCGAGAAAUACGAUUCGCACGCUGAUUAUUUUGAUCCAGCGCUCUACACGAAAGACAAGCGAACAUUAGCGCUCAUUAGAAACGGGCAUCGUAACCGCAUGGCAACCGUGUUCUGGUACUUGAGUGAUGUAGAAAAAGGAGGCGAAACGGUCUUUCCUCGCUUCAAUGGGGCACAAGAGACAAGCAUGAAAGAUUGUAAAACUGGGCUCAAGGUCAAACCAGAAAAAGGUAAAGUCAUCAUAUUUUACAGCAUGACACCCGAUGGUGCAUUAGAUGAAUACAGCUUGCACGGUGCUUGCCCUGUCCAAAAAGGCACCAAGUGGGCGGCUAACAAAUGGGUCUGGAAUGAGCCAAUGCAAUUCGUUCCUUCGUAG
Phaeodactylum tricornutum CCAP 1055/1 is the source of this 681-nucleotide messenger RNA. Its product is annotated as proly 4-hydroxylase. Gene Ontology annotation, biological process: peptidyl-proline hydroxylation to 4-hydroxy-L-proline. The record is from RefSeq and is a predicted model, not a curated record. The transcript has a single exon. Gene Ontology annotation, molecular function: iron ion binding; L-ascorbic acid binding; procollagen-proline 4-dioxygenase activity. NCBI's taxonomy places the organism in Eukaryota, Bacillariophyta, Bacillariophyceae, Surirellales, Neidiaceae. The coding region runs from base 1 to 681 and encodes 226 amino acids. Gene Ontology annotation, cellular component: endoplasmic reticulum.